UGGCGGCGGCGCUACUGCUGUGGCGGGCGGGGCUGGCGGGGCCCCGAGGAGGCGGUGAGUCGCGCACGCACAGCCCUGCGAGUUCUCCUGAGUAAGGCUCUUUUGACCAGACCAGCCAUUGCCUGCUCUGCAACUGAGGAGCGCCGUCUUCUGGCAUGCAAAAUCCAUACAUCCCCCAGGAGUUUAGCAGGUUCCAAGGCAGCCUCUCUGCACUGGACAGGCGAGCGAGCAGUCAGCGUCUUCCUGCUUGGGCUCCUGCCUGCAGCCUACCUGUACCCUGGACCGGUGGUGGACUACACCCUGGCUGCGGCUCUCACACUCCACGGCCACUGGGGCCUUGGCCAAGUCGUAACCGACUACGUCCACGGAGAGACAUCCUUUAAACUAGCCAGCACGGGCCUCUAUCUGCUAUCCGCCGUCACCUUUGCAGGCCUCUGCUACUUUAACUACCAAGACGUGGGCAUCUGCAAGGCCGUGGCCAUGCUGUGGAGCCUCUGAGACACACCAUCCACUGCCGGCAACAUGCAACGAUUGUUCACCGCGGCCUCAGCUUCAUCAUUUUAUCACCAAGUCAUUGAAUAAGGGAGAAGCAGCAGCAGAGGGCCCUGCAUGGCAUACAGCAGAGUAUUUUGGGGAGAGGUUUUUCUGGGUCAGGGUUAACAGCCGGAAGCUACUCAGAGAAAUGUGGGGAUUUUUGCCAGGAAAAGAAUCAGGCCAGGAACAGGUUGGGAUUGGAGAAGGGUGCUGGGGUGGUGAAGCCACUAGCUCCCCCUCUCUCCCGGCAGCUCCCCUUUCCCUGCCCAGUGACAGCCUGCUUUCAGCCAGUGCGGCAUAACUUGAUCUUGGUUUUUCAUCUUAUGUCUCAGUCCUGAAGUUGCAAUUAGUGAAUUUUGUACACAGCAUCUUGCGCAGGGCUCAGACUGGGUCCUGAACAAUUGCUGUGCAAAAAGGGAAGGCUUUUUUUGUUUAUUUUAAACUGUGUACAAUAAAGAAUUUAUGGAACCCUCAA
Molecule: messenger RNA, 1009 nt
Organism: Eublepharis macularius
Lineage: Eukaryota; Metazoa; Chordata; Lepidosauria; Squamata; Eublepharidae
Gene: SDHD
Product: succinate dehydrogenase complex subunit D
Exons: 4
Biological process (GO): mitochondrial electron transport, succinate to ubiquinone; tricarboxylic acid cycle
Cellular component (GO): mitochondrial envelope; membrane
Molecular function (GO): ubiquinone binding; heme binding
Source: RefSeq, a predicted model, not a curated record